This is a messenger RNA of Stegostoma tigrinum, 4670 nucleotides long. RefSeq names its product zinc finger protein 229-like. The coding region runs from base 2621 to 3742 and encodes 373 amino acids. NCBI's taxonomy places the organism in Eukaryota, Metazoa, Chordata, Chondrichthyes, Orectolobiformes, Stegostomatidae. The record is from RefSeq and is a predicted model, not a curated record. The transcript has 8 exons.
UGCGCAUUGCCGGCUCUGACAGGAAACGCUGGCUCAGAGAUAAUGGGAACUGCAGAUGCUGGAGAUUCCAAGAUAAUAAAAUGUGAGGCUGGAUGAACACAGCAGGCCAAGCAGCAUCUCAGGAGCACAAAAGCUGACGUUUCGGGCCUAGACCCUUCAUCAGAGAGCCAGAGAGGCAGGAAACGCUGGGCUGUCGGUUCUCAUCAGGCAGGAAAGCAAAGAAUAUGCCGAUACAUUCCUGGCCUGGGCCUUCUUGCUGGUGGACAGAUUUUGGAGAGACAGGAGUGGAAACAUCUUUCACACGUCUUCAAAGAUGUUUGGUGGAAGACCCUGUGGCAAUAGCACUGUUUUUUUUCAGAAUUGCCACACAGCCCGGCUGGGAAAAUAUUGAGUUCUACCACAGACGUUUCGUCACCAUGCUAGAUGACAUCAUCAGUGGAACUGACAAAGGAGUGAUGUUAUUCUACUCUGCUUGGAAUUUAUACUGCCUGGUCCAUUAUGAUGACUAUUACCAUUUCCGGCUUUGAUCUGUAUAUAUAUAUAUAUAUAUAUAUAUACAUGUGGCUCCAAUAUUUUUCCAGUAAAGGGACGCUUAUAGCAGAUCGCCACGACUUUGAAUAUGAAGCAUGAUAGUGUAGAAAAUGAGGACGAAGGAAACCAUAUCAUAGUUCUGAGAGGGAGGAAUGGGGCGAAGGGAGAAUUGUGCGUAAAAGGGCAGGCGUGGUGGGAGUCAUGCAUCAAGCACCAUGCUGGGAAUCAUUGGGUGAGUACAAAACACCCCAUUCCACUGUCCAACUUUGUUCUCAACAAGUAAAGUCCGGAUCUGCUCCAACCCUUCUCUGGGCUUGCUGUGUAUUUGCAUUUUCAGAAACCUGAGGCCCUUGCACAUUUCAGAAUCUUAAGUGUUAUAUAUAAAUAUUGAAUGUUAACACAUCUUUAAAUAAUAAUUUGUUUGAAGGCCGUGUAAAGUUGUGUCAGUAAAAAUAUGAUAGAAAAUCGGGAGUAGUUUAAAAUAAAAAUUAAAUAUCUAUUGCUUUGUACUGUGAAGGUACUGAGAGAUGCAAAGUUUCUUGUUCGUAAGGUUCCAAAAGAUUCGUCAUUUUAUCACUUUAUUAUUAAAAUCCUCUACUCUGCACUGGGAAUGAUUUUGACAUUUAAAAUGGUAAUGUAGUUAUAACAUUUUAUUUGCAUGUGAAGCAGGCAGUGAGUUGUAGGGGAAUAACAAAGUUGGAAGCAGUAGCUCACCAAACUCUGGAGAAGACACCAUUCCAAGGUUUAAAUUUCCAUUCUUCUACUGCAUGGCAUGUGGGUGAUACAAAAGACACUCAAAGUACAACAGUAAGAUAUUCGGGGGGAAGAAACGGAACCAUGGCGGUUCGUUAACCCAGGGUUCCGCGCGGUGGAGAAUUUCAUCUAUCCACAGAACACAAGAGCAGUGCGCAGGCGUGAUACCGAAGGUAAACGGAGCAGAGUGGGAUAUGGCGAUGAUUGUUUGGUUUCGUUUCGGCUCUGCAAACGGUAAGAUUGAGGGAAUGUGGCGAGAGCGAUAGAUCCGGCGGGUGCAGGGAGAGGCUCUGCGAACAUCUUGUAAACAUCGCAAAUUCCGAAUAAAAACGUCUUGUUUACCCCGUUUGAACCAAGCGGGAUCACUACGCAACCAAAGGCUUCCUCUUAAUAGCAGGCCCGGUAGCAGACGCCAUCUUUACUAUGGGCAGACUGUGUUUUGCGAUCGUCAUGUUUGUUUAGGGCAAUGUUUGGAAUUACACGGAAGAAUAUGUUGCUCGUUGUUCAGAGUGGAGACAACUUGUCCAGAAGGGUGUAUUAUUUCACACCCAGUGUCUUAUUGGACAGGGAAGAAAAUCCUGCUUUCUGCAAUACACUACCUUGCAGAAUGUCCUGUCCCAUGUAUCCAGUGAGCCCCAUGCGGCUCUGUUUACUUACAUGAAGAUCAAGUGCAGAAAGUAGACAUCAUCCUCGAAUUGAGGGACUACUAUAAGUGGCAGUGUGGAUCAGGGAGCAUGCAUGGUUAUCCUGGUACGGGGGUGCAGAACAAUGUGAAUUUCUAAAAUAACACAAGGUGCUGGAGAAACACCAUCGGUUGGGCAGCCUCUGUGGUCACAGAAAUCUCGUGUUAAUGUUUAGAAACAUUUAUGACUCUUUUCUAUCCUGUAUUAACAAUAAUAUAUUUUGGAAACUUCUUUUACUGAGGCAUGGAAGGGUGGAUGUAUGCACAGAAAACUCAAAAGGAAUCAUUUGUAUGUUUGAAUUUCUAAUGUGCCCUGACAUUGACUGUUCUAAACUUUUUAACAGAUAUUUAAAGAAGAUAUGUAGUCAUGUACCCCAAACAAACCUCACAUGAAAUUGUACUACUGUCACUUGAGUCAUUAGAACCUGGAUAAUAUUGGCUUUUGAGUAUGUCAAUAAAAUUGGUAAUCCCUAGUUGCCAAUGGAGAACAUGUCUGACUUUCUUGAACCACUGCAGUUUGCAUAGUGAAGGUGCUCCUACAGUGCUGUUAGUUUUGCAGGGUAUUAGGUGGGAAGUAUUUGCAGUUGGAAAACUGAAAACAAGCAUCCGAUGUUGCCCAAUUUAUGAUGAGCUGAACAUCCUUGGAUUUUGAACAUGGAAAGUAAAAGCACCAUUGAAAAUGUAGAGAAACUGUACACGUGUUCUCUAUGUGGACGAGGUUUCAGCCGAUCAUCUGGCCUGUCAAGACACAAUUGCAGUUGUAUUGAGGAGAAACCAUGGAAAUGUGGGGUCUGUGGGAAGGCAUUCAGUUCACCAUCAAAAGUGGAAACUCAUCAGCGCAUUCAUACUGGAGAGAGACCAUUUAUCUGCUCCAAAUGUGGUAAGGGAUUCUCUCAGUUAUCCCACCUGCUCUCUCACCAGAGAGUUCACACUGUGGAGAGACCAUUUUCCUGCUCAGUGUGUGGGAAGGGAUUUACUGAGCCAUCCCAUCUGCUCAUACAUCAGCGAGUUCACACUGGGGAGCGACCUUUUAAAUGCCAAGACUGUGGAAAGUGCUAUAAGAGUUCCGGGGAACUGAUGUCCCAUCAGCGUGUUCACACGGAUGAGAGACCAUUCAGGUGCUCUGACUGUGGGACUGGGUUCAAACGAUCAUCUCAACUCACUGUGCACCAGAGAGUUCACACUGGGGAAAGGCCAUUCACCUGCCCUAUGUGUGGGAAGGGAUUCAUUCAGUCAUCCACUCUGCUGAGACACCGCCGAGUUCACGAUGGAGAGGGACCAUUUACCUGCUCCUGUUGUGGGAAGCGAUUCACACAGUCAUACAACCUAUUGAGACACCAGCGAGUUCACACUGAUGAGAGACCUUUUAAAUGUCCUGACUGUGGAAAGUGUUCUCGAAGUUCUUGGGAACUGAUGUCCCAUCAACGUAUUCAUACCAAUGAGAGACCAUUCAGGUGCUCCCACUGUGGGACUGGGUUCAGGCAAUCUUCUGACCUCACGGUACACCAACGAAUCCACACUGGAGACAAACCUUUCAAAUGUCCAGAAUGCGGCAAGAGCUUUAAAUGUUCCAAGGAACUGAUGUCCCACCAACGUGUUCACACUGAUGAGAGACCGUUCAGAUGCUCUGAUUGUGGGACUGGGUUCAGGCGAUCCUCUGACCUUACUAAACACCAGCGAAUUCACACUGGGGAGAAACCGUUCAUUUGCUCCAAGUGUAGGAAGGGAUUCAGUCAGUCAUCCACCCUGCUGAAACACCAGAGAAUUCACAAGUGACUACGGUGAUUGGAUUUUCUGGUUAAUUCGGGCACCAGAGGGGUUUAGAAUUGAUGCUAUGGUGUAUUGGAUAGGUUGCUUUUUGUUUUGUGCGCUGUGGCCAGAUGAUUUAAAUUGCAUCCAAGGAUAUGGAGGGAAGUGACGGUAGUAAUGAUGGAGUCGGUGGCCAUGAUUUUUGUCUUCGUUACACUCGGGUGUGGUCCAGAGGACUGGAGAAUUGAAAAUGUUAGGUGCAAUAGUGCAUGUUUUAUAUGUACGCAUUAGUUCAAAAUGCAAAAUAAAUUAGAUUAGUCGCAGGUAUGUUUUAAAUGACUAGUCAGAUUUUCUAGAGCUGUGAUUUUUCCUUAAACCAGUGUGAGAAUUGGAGGUUCCUGAAAUGAUAAUGGGUAUUUGUUGGCAUUGUGAAAAUUCUGUAAUCAGAGUAAAUAUUGAAAAAAAAUGAACUGCCUUCUGGUUUAGCAGCAGCAGGAAUUAAUUCUUUUGCUCAGGAGAAAAACCUAUAGAGCAGGAGACUUUUGGUUUCAAUUUUCAAAAAUUCUGUAUGAAGUUAGAUAUAGUUUCUCCUGUGUAAGGAGUUAGUUGUGAAUGGUUAGAAAAUAGAUUUUCAUUUGAAAGUCCAGAUGAGAAGUGUUUUGUUUGAACCCUUGAAGGGGUAAUAUGAAGCUGUGACAGUUAACUUCAGUUGUGUGAAUCAUCAAGAAAGAGGCCAUCAAACUCCCAAGACUGAGAACUGAAAGAACUGGUUAAGUCAAACCUCCAGUUGUGAUAGGGAAGAGAACUUUUGAACUCUGUAAAGAGGUGGUGUUGGAAUAAAUGGAAUUGUACUUUGUGUGUUUCAAAUUGUGCUAAAUGUAAAAAUGUUUGGUUUGUUCUCUUUUACCUUCACUUCUUUUGCAUAAUAAACUUUUGUUUUAUUGUUCAAACCAAA